ACAAAAAAAAACCGCAUCUCAUUGUAAGCAGCGCAGCUGGACGCGCUCCGGUGGGAGGAGGGAGGUCCGCGUCCGCUUUGUGUUGAGACAUCCAAAAAUCUACUGUCUCAAGUUCCAGUUUUCAUCAUGGACAUUUUUCCUUAGUCGCGCUUCGAUAUUUGUCAAAACAUGUGACCGCCAUGCUCAGUUUAAACCGGGAUCCAUCAACGUACGAGAGGAGACCCUGACCGUGCAGAGAAAUGGCAAACCGUGAGCGGAACAAAAAGAUCUUACUGGAACUGGUGAAGCAGCCACACAACAGUCGGUGCGCUGACUGCGGCGCGCCCGAACCAGACUGGGCCUCCUAUAAGCUGGGAAUUUUUGUGUGUUUGAACUGCUCUGGGGUCCACCGCAGCCUGUCCAGCCAUGUCAAAUCUAUCAGGCUGGACUUCUGGGAGGAUAAACUAGUGGAGUGGGGGAAGUUCAUGAAAUCCAACGGCAACGCCAGUGCUCAGGUUUACUAUGAGACUGCUGUGCCACCGUACUACUAUCGGCCCCAGCAGCAAGACUGCAAUGUCCUCAGGGAGCAGUGGAUUCAUGCUAAAUACGAGAGGAGGGAGUUCAUAGGAGAGACUAAGUAUCCACCGCUGCCGUACACCACAGGUUUCUAUGAAGGAAUGCUGUGGAAGAAAGGCAAAGAGAGCACACAGUUUCUGAAGAGGAAGUUCGUACUGUCGGAGAGGGAAUUUACCCUGAGCUACUACAACAAAGAAGACGAAUCCAAAGGGCCCAAAGCUGUAAUAUCCAUCAAGGACCUGAAUGCCACCUUUCAGCCAGAAAAGAUUGGUCAUCCUCAUGGACUGCAGAUCACCUACCAAGAUGGCAAUCGCACCAGGAACCUCUACGUUUAUCAUGAGACUUCUCAGGAAAUAGUCACAUGGUACAUCGCGAUUCGAGCUGCUCGUUAUGCAUAUCUGAAGACGGCCUACCCGACAGGAAGUGAUGAUGAACUAGUACCAAUGAUAACAAGAAACUACCUCAAAGAGGGUUACAUGGAAAAGACGGGGCCAAUGCAAACCGAGUCAUUCAAGAAGAGGUGGUUUAUUUUAGACUCUCAAAACAGGAAGUUGUUCUACUUCAAAGGCCAGCUGGAUGCAGAGGAGUUAGGGGCCAUUUUUAUUGGCACAGAGAGCAAAGGUUACUCCGUUAAGGAGUGUGUCCCGACAAAUGCCAGAGGAAACAAGUGGAAGUGCGGAUUAACAGUGGAAACACCCGAGCGACGGUUUGUCUUCAUGUGCGAGCAGGAGAGGGAGCAGAGGGAGUGGCUGGAAGCGCUCAAAAAGGUUUUGUCCAGGCCGAUGUCACCCCAGGAUUAUACCACCGAAGUCAUCAUGAAGCGUAAAUGAUGAACCAUGAUGAGAAGACUGCAAGUUACUGGACUACAGCAGCACAGCGGCUGAACGGGGACCUGCUGUUUGCUUCAGUGACUGUCAGUACUGACGUAUUAAUGCUGUGCAGUGCAUUAAAGACACUCAUUUCAACUGACACUGUUAAUAAUGCUCAACCUCAGGCCUCACAUGUGUUUAUCAUUAUAUAAAAUACAUUCUAACCAUGAACACCUGAUCAGCAAGUAUAUAUCACAGGUUACCACCACUGGGUGCUGCCAUGCUGUUUGUGAAUGUGUUUCUAAAUUUUCAAUAUUAAUACAUUUAUUUUGGAUAUUUAAUGAGUGGAUACAUUUAUAUUUGACAGUGAAAAUGUUCCGUGACACUAUGGCCAGAAAAUAAAUGACUCUUUUUUAAUUAAUGCUUGGUUUGAUUUAUAGAUUAUAUGUUGAGUAUAAAACAGACUUCUGUCUGUUUUGCAGUUUUUUUUCCAUGCACAGACAAAUUGCAGAAUGGAUGGAUGCUUAUAUUGCAAUAUCAUGGCUUUUUAACCUGGUGCCAUGCUGGAUGUGAGGUGUUUGCUAAUUUUUUGAGUGUUCCUCAUUUUGACCUGGAGAUUGUUUAAGUAAGGUAAUCGCUAAAUGAUUUGUUCCUCAUUUAUUUUCACCUUUUUUAAUGUUUAGAAUAUUCUUCUUUUUUUGGCUGCUCCCUGUAGAGGUCGCAACAGCAGUCCAUCUGUCUCAAUCAAUCCCUCUCCCUAGCAUCCUGUUCUGUCACACCAACCCUCUGCAUGUACUCCUUCACUGCAUCCAUGAACCUUCUCAGAGGUCUUCCUCUUUUCCUCCUUCCUGGCAGCUUCAUAUUCAACAUCCAUUGUCGAAUAAAUCUACUAUCCCUCCUCUG
Messenger RNA from Archocentrus centrarchus (flier cichlid), 2267 nucleotides. RefSeq names its product ArfGAP with dual PH domains 2 (gene adap2). Gene Ontology annotation, biological process: heart development; positive regulation of GTPase activity. The transcript is spliced from 11 exons. Gene Ontology annotation, cellular component: plasma membrane; intracellular membrane-bounded organelle; cytoplasm. Gene Ontology annotation, molecular function: phosphatidylinositol-3,4,5-trisphosphate binding; phosphatidylinositol bisphosphate binding; GTPase activator activity. NCBI's taxonomy places the organism in Eukaryota, Metazoa, Chordata, Actinopteri, Cichliformes, Cichlidae. The record is from RefSeq and is a predicted model, not a curated record. Bases 240 to 1385 code for a protein of 381 amino acids.